AGUUAAUGUAGGCUUCAAGCGACCACGACUCAUGUACAGCUUCCCCGCAUCGGCCCACCAUCAUUAAAAAACGGGUCCUCACGCGAGAUGUACAGCUGUACAUCUCGCACGAACUUCCCAUUAGAUGGAUCCACCUCUUCCAGCGCGUCCACGCAAACGCCGUGCUAUCAAUGCAUGCAUCAGUUGCCGAACGUCCAAGGUCCGCUGCGAUGGAAACCGCCCCUGUCAACGAUGUGACAGGAAUAGUACAACCUGUCAGUACCAUGACGCAGUCAAGGAUGAGAACGUGUUGCGUAUCGAAAAGCUCGAGGAAGAAAUGGCCAUGAUUCGCGAGCACAUGCGUGUCCAACAAGGCCGGGACAAAAGCUCACUCGCGGAGCAUGCGAAUACAACAGUUCCCGACUUUGCGCUUCAUUCCCUACCUCGAUGCAACGCACCUGCCAUGCCAAUACGCAAUGCCGUUGAUGCAGGCAUAGUCACAUGGGAACAAGCAGCGAGUUGGUAUCAAAGCUUCUUUUCUGGUAGUGUAUGAGGGCUCCGAUUUAUCGUUUGAACCACACUAAAUGGCAUAGCAAUAUCUUGUACCCAUAUUUUGCGAGAAGACAGAUACCAUUGCAUCAGUGUCUUCACGGAGUCCGUGAGAAAUUCUCCAGUCCUACUCAAGG
Molecule: messenger RNA, 665 nt
Organism: Alternaria alternata
Lineage: Eukaryota; Fungi; Ascomycota; Dothideomycetes; Pleosporales; Pleosporaceae
Exons: 4
Coding region: 125-532 (135 amino acids)
Biological process (GO): regulation of DNA-templated transcription
Molecular function (GO): DNA-binding transcription factor activity, RNA polymerase II-specific; zinc ion binding
Source: RefSeq, a predicted model, not a curated record